Molecule: messenger RNA, 1042 nt
Organism: Acyrthosiphon pisum (pea aphid)
Lineage: Eukaryota; Metazoa; Arthropoda; Insecta; Hemiptera; Aphididae
Product: tubulin polyglutamylase complex subunit 2-like
Exons: 4
Coding region: 1-963 (320 amino acids)
Biological process (GO): protein polyglutamylation
Molecular function (GO): nucleic acid binding
Source: RefSeq, a predicted model, not a curated record
AUGGCCGGUGAAAUGGAAAAACCAUUAGUAAUAGGAAAAUCAGCAAAGCCUCGAUGUUUCAAAAAUAUUGAUGUAGAAAAAUUGCCAGUUUCAUGGUACUCUAACAAAAAGGCUUGGAUGACUGGAAGUCUGGAAGUAUUAUGGAAGAUUGAGAACACUGCCGGAGUGAGAAACCUGACUGUCAAACAGAGUCUGCCGUGUGACAAGGCCAAAAUAAGCUUGUGGGAGCAGCGGAACGGGUGUCUACUGCCGGAUGACGUCAGGUCGUUUUACGCAUCGUGUGACGGGUUCAAGUUGACUUGGUCGUACAGAGUCGAAGGCAUCACGUCUGACGUUCCGGCUGCUGCCAUCAGCGGCGCAUCCAACUUGCCCAUCGGAAACAUCACCGUGAACCCGCUAUCCGAUCUGGUUCGGCUGUGCGACGUCAAAUCGGAUACGGUCAACGUAAACGUGAUGCGUGACCUGCAGCUGCUGGACCGGCUGUCCGACAGGAACACGCCGGACUUCACGGAGAACUCGAAGAUAUUCGAGCUGGACUCGAGCUUGGACGUGGGCCACGUGUGCCUGGUGUACCUCGACGGCCGGGCGGCGGCGGCGGCUAGCCGGCCGGAAGAGCAUCCGCGUGAAGAGCCCAGCGGAGCGUCGGUCUGGCUGCUGGACACCACGUACCGCUGGCAUUUGCUCGCCCCGAACUUCAGCAACUAUUUCAGAAAAGCACUGGUGCACAUGGGCCUGCCCCACUGGCAACUGAAAUUCACUGACAUGGGACUCACAUCUAUCGGCGAGUUUUUCAUGAAUUUGGUGGCCCCUCAAUUGAAUGUGGCUGAUCGAGUUCCUGUAAUUGGCCAAUUGGACGACGAUGAACAGUCUACCACAGAUAACGCACCGCUAAACCACUUUGAUCCUAGUAUUUUAAAAACCACGUUCAAAAUGUCCAAAAGUAAAAAAAAUGCAAUCAAAUAAGAGUUCCAGCUUGAACUGAGUUAUUUAUUUGUUCAUUUUGUUUAAAUGACAGUUAAUAUAAUAUAGCAAAAUAGCUUGA